Aaosphaeria arxii CBS 175.79 is the source of this 876-nucleotide messenger RNA. RefSeq names its product ClpP/crotonase. The coding region runs from base 55 to 876 and encodes 273 amino acids. Gene Ontology annotation, molecular function: enoyl-CoA hydratase activity. Gene Ontology annotation, cellular component: mitochondrion. NCBI's taxonomy places the organism in Eukaryota, Fungi, Ascomycota, Dothideomycetes, Pleosporales. Gene Ontology annotation, biological process: fatty acid beta-oxidation. The record is from RefSeq and is a predicted model, not a curated record. The transcript has 2 exons.
CGAAACAGUUCAUCGACGGACCACUUUCUCUUAUUCACCUCCCUGGCCCUACCUAUGUCUCUCAGAACGAGGCCGCUUGAUUUCAAACAUUUCCAGGUGUCAUUUCCUGGAGAACGGAUUGUGCAGGUAACGUUGAAUCGGACAGACAAAUUAAACUGCGUCAACAAGGCCACAAGCAAGGAGAUUCAAGAGAUAUGGGAGCUAUUCGACCAGGACGAUAGCCUAUGGGUUGGCAUCAUCACGGGCAAUGGACGAGCAUUUUGCACGGGAGCCGAUCUCGAAGAAUGGAAUCAGAUGAAUCGGGAUGGGGUUGUCAACGACAUGUCAGCGCCAGGACUUGCUGGGCUACCUCGACGGGAGGGCAGAAAACCUAUUAUUGCAGCGGUCAACGGAAUAUGCAUGGGAGGAGGGUUUGAGAUGGUUGCGAAUUGCGAUAUCGUUGUAGCUUCGUCAACGGCUGUCUUCUCUCUGCCAGAGGUGAAGCGAGGAAUAGUGCCCGUGGCGGGUUGCCUUCCGCGACUCACCCGCACUCUGGGUCUACAGCGCACCUCGGACCUCGUACUGACGGGCAGAACCGUAAACGCCCAGACGCUGAGUGAUUGGGGUCUCAUCACCCGCAUCGUGGAUCCAGCAGAGAAGAGCGUUGCCGUCGCAGCACUUGAGGUCGCCCAGGAAAUGUGCAAUAAUAGCCCGGACGCGCUGCUGGUGGGACGGCUGGGCAUCCGUCAGACUUGGGAAGCCGGCAGUGUAGAGGACGCCGUGAGCGAGCUGGCUCGUGACUGGUAUCCUCGCCUGGUGAAGGGUGCCAAUUUCCAGGAGGGAAUCCAGGCAUUUGUAGAAAAACGCCGGCCCAACUGGACCAACCCAAAGUUGUAG